GCUGAAAUUACUCUGAAACACGUGCGUAUCUACCGUUGCACGAGCAUGCUCUUACUGCCUCGCUGUACGAAGAAAAACCUCCCGCCAUUUAGCUUCAUUGCGGAAUCCCAUCUCCGGUCCUGCACAGUUAUCUGGCAGUGGCUGCGUCUUCUCUCUCACUUAACGGCCGUGGAUUUUAUCAACGUCGAUCAAAGCUCUAGAAUUUCACCAUUGAUCCAUGGCUCCAGCGCAGUUUUCCUCUCCUCAGAGGAAUCAUGCCUACAUUUCCUCUCGUGCUGCAAAUCUAUCCCGUUCUCCAAUAAAGCUUUUUGUGCUCAUUCCGCCAUCAUCAAGCUAGGUUUUGACAGCCAUCUUCUCAUCUGUAAUAACCUUCUAUCUCUCUACUCAAAACAUGGUCAUGCAGACAUUGCCCGCAAUCUGUUCGGGGAAAUGCCUUAUAGGGACAUUGUCUCCUGGACGGCAGUCAUAUCAGCUUUCGUUCAGAAUGGCAAUGACGAGGAAGCACUGUAUCUUUACCAGCAAAUGCUGUUUGCUGAUUUAGUCCCCAACCAUUUCACGUUAUCCACCGUCAUGCGAUGUGCAGCUUCUGUUAGGGAUUUCGAUCUAGGAACUAGCCAUCAUGCCCUAAUUCUUAAACGUGGAUUCGGGUCAAAUUUUGUUCUUGAGAGCGGUCUUCUUGAUUUCUACUCCAAGUGUGGUAUGUUUGACGAAGCUCUCGUGGUAUUUCAACUUAUGAAUGAUAGAGAUACCGUCUCGUGGACGGCAAUGAUUAGUGUACUGGUGCAGGCUGAAGAUUGGAAGAAGGCUCUUUGUCUCUACAUCUCCAUGCUCAAAGAUGGUGUCUUUCCCAAUGAGUUCACUUUCACCAUGCUCCUUACAGCUUGUUGCAAACUCGAGUCUCACCUUGGCAAACUAAUCCAUGCUCACAUGAUCCUUCUCGGCAUCCAGCUCAACCUAGCAGUGAAAACUGCACUUGUCAACAUGUAUUGUAAAUGCAAGAACAUGACCAGUGCCAUGAACUCCCUUCACCUGACCUCCGACUCCGAUGUAAUGCUGUGGACUACAAUUAUUUCAGGUUAUGCUCAAGCAGGGGAUUAUAAGGAGGCUGUGUCAUCCUUCCGAAAGAUGCAGACUGCAGCAUAUUUUCCUCCCAACUCAUUUACCUACACCACUCUCCUUAAUGCAUCUUCCUUAUCUGCAUUGCCUGAGCUGGGAAAAGUGUUCCAUUGUGUAGUUGUUAAGGUCGGGCUUGAGCAUGAUGUUUCGGUUGGCAAUGCCAUUGUUGAUCUUUAUUCAAAAUGUUCUCCUCAGGUAGAAGAUGCGGUGAGGGCAUUCGAGGAGAUCUCAUCUCCAAACGUUGUGUCCUGGACGGCUCAUAUUUCUGGGCUUGUUCGACAAGGAGAAGAUAGCGCUGCAAUGGUGGUACUUGCAGAGAUGCAAGUGGCUGGGGUGAAGCCUAACUCCUUCACCUUGUCCACUAUCCUCACAGAUUUGAGCUCAAGAGAGGGUGCAGCUCAUGCACAGAAGCUCCAUGCUAUUGUGCUAAAGACUAACUUGAGCACUUGGGAUAUCACUGUUGGUAACUCCCUUGUUGAUGCCUAUGCUAAUCUGGGCUGGAUGAUUGAUGCCAGGAAAGUAUUUGAUGAUGUGCAGAAUAGGGAUGUCUACACCUACACAAGUCUGGCCAAAGGUUUUAAUCAGGCAGGGCUACACGGGCUAGUUCUCUCACUGAUUGGCCCCAUGAGAGCCGAGCUCACGCGCAUUGAUAGCUUCAGCCUAGCUUCUUUUCUCUCCGCUGCUGCAGGUCUAGCUACAGCUAAGUGUGGCACACAGCUGCACUGUUUUUCCCUCAAAUCUGGUCUCAAGGCAUCUAUCUCAGUCAUGAAUGGACUUGUGGACAUGUAUGGCAAGUGUGGUUGCAUCGCUGAGGCCCGUGCCAUUUUUGCUUCAAUUCAGCAACCAAACGUCGUGUCAUGGAAUGGCUUGAUCUCAGGGCUAGCUUCCAAUGGUUUUUUUGCUGAAGCUUUGUCAACAUUUGAAGACAUGAGGAUAGCUGGAGUCCUUCCAGAUUCUAUCACCUUUUUGGUUGCCCUUUAUGCCUGUAGCCAUGGUGGGCUUGUAGAUCUCGGAAUGGACUACUUCAGCUCAAUGAAAGAACAGUUUGAAUUGGUUCCAGAUAAGGAUCAUUAUGUUUGUUUUGUAGAUAUGCUUGGAAGAGCAGGGAGGCUGGAGGCGGCGAUGGAAGCAAUAGAGACCAUGCCACAUCAACCUGGGGCUUUGAUAUACAAGACUCUGCUGGGAUGCUGCAAGCUCCAUGGGAAUGUUGCAAUGGGGGAGUGGGCAGCGAGCAGAGCAAUGGAGCUGGACCCUUCAGAUUCUGCAGUUUACGUGCUGCUUGCUGGCAUGUAUGAUGAUGCUGGGAGGGUGGAGCUUGGAGAGGAGAUAAGGAAGCUGAUGAGGGUUAGAGGAGCGACUAAGUCUCCUGGCAGAAGCUGGAUGUAGGAUAGUUCUACGUUUCAAAGAAUUUAGAGUUCUCCUGUUUUAUUUCAGUACUCCUUGCUGGCGGUGGAGUUCAAGGUCUUGUUAACGAUAGUGACUUUCAAGAUAUGGCAACAGACCUUAUUAAAGGAACCUCUAAUUACUUCAGAGGAGUGAUGCUUAUUCUCAGCUAUAUAAUUGUAGCAGCCAGCUUUAAUGAGCACGUUGAUUCUA
Molecule: messenger RNA, 2712 nt
Organism: Phalaenopsis equestris
Lineage: Eukaryota; Viridiplantae; Streptophyta; Magnoliopsida; Asparagales; Orchidaceae
Product: pentatricopeptide repeat-containing protein At5g52850, chloroplastic
Exons: 2
Coding region: 46-2502 (818 amino acids)
Biological process (GO): RNA modification
Molecular function (GO): RNA binding; protein binding
Source: RefSeq, a predicted model, not a curated record